AUGAUGUGCCACAACGGCGAGAUCAACACCCUGCGCGGCAACAAGAACUGGAUGCACGCCCGCGGCGGCCUGCUCCACUCGGAGUACUUCGGCGACGAGACGGCAAACCUACUCCCCGCUUGCUCGGACAACAUGUCCGACUCUGGUAACUUCGACUCAGUGCUUGAGCUCAGCGUCAAGGCCGGCGACCGAGAGAUCCCGGAGGUGAUGAUGUCCAUGGUGCCGGAGGCCUGGCAGGACAACCCGUUCCUCUCGGACGCCAAGGCCGCAUUCUACGAGUACAACUCCUGCAGCAUGGAGCCGUGGGACGGCCCCGCCAUGAUGGCCUUCACGGACGGCCGCUACAUCGGGGCCACGCUGGACCGCAACGGGCUCCGCCCAUCCCGGUACUACGUGACCGACGACGACCGUGUUCUCCUGUCCUCUGAGGUGGGCGUGCUGCCCGACCUGCCGGACGAGAGCGUGGUGAAGAAGGCCCGCCUGGAGCCCGGCAAGAUGUUCCUCGUCGACCUGGACGUGGGAGAGAUCGUGCCCGACGACUUCGUCAAGGAGAAGUACGCCAACCGCCUGCCGUACGCGGAGUGGCUGGAGAAGAACUUGAUCAACAUCAAGGGCUGGACGGAACACAGCCAGGGCGUCGGCACCAAGGUGCCCGGCUUCAACCUCGAGGAUUCUGUGCGGCGGUUCAACAUGUUCGGAUUCACCGGCGAGACGAUGGACAUGCUCCUCAUGCCCAUGAUCAUCGGCGGCCGCGAGGGCCUCGGCUCCAUGGGCAACGACGCCCCCCUGGCCGUGCUGUCCCACACGCCCCGGCUGAUGUUUGACUACUUCAAGCAGCUCUUCGCGCAGGUGACCAACCCCCCCAUCGACCCUAUCCGUGAGGAGAUGGUGAUGUCUCUCGUGUGUCCCGUCGGCCCCGAGGCGAACGGCCUUGUGGUGGGCCCGGAGCACUGCGCCCGCCUGGUGGUCGAGAACCCCAUCCUCACGCUCGAGGAGAUGCAGGCUCUGAAGGACACGGAGUACAAGGGAUGGAAGACGCAGGUGCUCGACGCGACCUUCCCCGUCAGCUCAGGCCCCGAUGGCCUCAUGGAGGCCUUGGACAACAUCUGCAUGGAGAGCUCGGAAGCCCUUCGCGGCGGCAACUGCCAGGCGGUGAUCCUGUCCGACCGCUUGGCCGGACCCGACCGCCUUCCGGUGCCCUCCCUGCUCGCGGUAGGGGCGGUGCACCAGCACCUCCUCACGACCAAGCAGCGGCUGAAGGGGGCCAUCUUUGCCGAGAUGGGCGACGCGCGCGAGGUCCACGACAUGGCCACCCUCAUCGGGUACGGCGCCGACGGCGUGGCUCCCUACAUGGCCUACGAAGCGAUCGCGAAGAUGAACAACGAGGGUCUCGUGUCGGCCAAAGCGAAGGAGGACUACAGCGACCAGGACCUGUUCUCGGCCUACCGCAAGAGCGUCGCCAAGGGCAUCCUCAAGGUCAUGUCCAAGAUGGGCAUCUCCACGCUGCAGUCCUACAAGGGAGCCCAGGUGUUCGAGGCGGUGGGUCUGGCGGACGAGAUCGUCGACCGCUGCUUCACGGGCACGACGUCCCGUCUCCGGGGCACGGACUUCUCGUCGCUCUACAUGGACAUCUGCCGCCUCCACCAGAAGGCCUACCCGCCGAACACGCAGAACCUGCCGCUCCUCGACAACCUCGGGCAGUUCCACUACCGCGAUGGCGGAGAGGCCCACCUGAACAACCCGGAGACUAUGGUCUACCUCCAGAUGGCCGCGCGAAACAACUCUCGCGAAGCUUACAAGAGCUACUCGGACGCUGUCACCUCUGCCACCGAGCGCGUUGCCCUCAGGGGUCUUCUUCGGUUCAAGGACGAGCCGUCGCUGUCGAUUCCCCUGGAGGAGGUGGAGCCGGUUGGCGAGAUCAUGAAGCGGUUCAACACCGGGGCCAUGUCCCUGGGUUCCAUCUCGCGCGAGACUCACGAGACGCUGGCGCAGGCGGUGAACGAGAUCGGCGGGCGUUCCAACACCGGGGAGGGAGGCGAGGACGCCGAGCGCUUCACGGACAACCGUCGAUCGGCGAUCAAGCAGGUGGCCUCCGGGCGUUUCGGCGUGACGUCGAACUACCUCGCCAACUCGGACCAGAUCCAGAUCAAGAUGGCGCAGGGGGCCAAGCCUGGAGAGGGCGGCGAGCUCCCCGGCUCCAAGGUGACCAAGUACAUUGCCCAGAACCGACACACGACUCCGGGGGUGGGCCUUAUCUCUCCCCCCCCUCACCAUGAUAUCUACUCCAUCGAGGACCUGGCACAGCUGAUCCACGACCUCAAGAACGCCAACCCCAAGGGGGAGGUAUCCGUCAAGCUAGUGUCGGAGGUGGGCGUUGGUGUGGUGGCUGCAGGCGUCGCCAAGGCCAAGGCGGACCACAUCACCGUCUCCGGGCACGACGGAGGGACCGGCGCAGCGGUGUGGACGGCCAUCAAGGGGGCCGGCCUCCCGUGGGAGCUCGGGGUGGCGGAGGCGCAGCAGACGCUGGUCCUCAACGACCUUCGCUCGCGCGUGCGACUGCAGACGGAUGGCCAGCUCAAGAACGGGCGAGAUGUCGUUAUCGCGGCCCUUCUUGGGGCAGAGGAAUACGCCUUCUCGACGGCCCCUCUAAUCGCCAUGGGCUGCAUCAUGAUGAGGAAGUGCCACCUGAACACCUGCCCCGUGGGGGUGGCCACCCAGGACCCCAUCCUGAGGAAGAAGUUCACGGGCAAGCCCGAGCACGUGGUUAACUUCUUCUACCUCAUGGCCGAGGAGGUUAGGGAGAUGAUGGCCACCAUGGGCUUCCGGUCGGUGGAGGAGAUGAUCGGCCGCGUGGACAGGCUGGAGAUCAACCCGGACGUGCUCCACUACAAGAGCAGAGGGCUCGACCUGAGUGCGCUGCUCACGCCGGCCACCUCUCUCAACGAGAACCACUCUGGCGUCUCCAAGAGCUUCGAGCAGGACCACGGCAUCGACCAGCGGAUAGACUUUAGGAUCAUGGAGGAGGCGAAGGACGCCCUCGAGAGCAAGACCCCGGUGUCCCUGAAGAUGCCCAUCAACAACCUCGACAGAACCACGGGCACCAUCCUGUCGAACACCAUCUCCACCAAGUACGGUGCGGCGGGCCUUCCCCCGGACACCAUCCACGUGAAGUUCGACGGACACGCCGGGCAGUCGUUCGGGUUCACUCUCGCCAAGGGAGUCUUCCUAGAGGUGGAGGGAGACGCGAACGACUACGUGGGCAAGGGUCUCUCGGGUGGUAAGGUGGUGGUGUACCCGAAGGCCGAGGCCCUGGACAAGGGCUUCGUCGCGGAGGACAACGUGAUCGUCGGCAACGUGUGCUUGUACGGUGCCACCUCUGGUAACGCGUUCUUCCGCGGGUUGGCCGGGGAGCGGUUCUGCGUGCGCAACUCCGGGGCCUUGGCGGUCGUCGAGGGUGUGGGAGACCACGGCUGCGAGUACAUGACGGGCGGCAACAUGGUUUGCCUGGGGCCCACGGGGAGAAACUUCGCGGCGGGAAUGAGCGGGGGAACAGCCUGGAUCUACGACCCUGAGGGCGAGUUCCCUGCCCGUUGCAACAUGGGGAUGGUGGCGCUGGAGAAGGUGGACACCCCCGAGGACAUGGAGGAACUCAGAGGCUUCAUCCAGGCACACCUAGACCACACCAAGUCCACCACGGCCAAGAAGCUGCUCGACGACUUCGGCACGUCCGUCACUAAGUUCGUCAAGGUUAUGCCGCACGACUACAAGCGAGUUCUCGCCGAGAUGGCCGAGGCGAAGGCUAACGGGAUUGACUGGGAGGAGGACGAGGAGGGCAAGUCUAUGGUGGCGUAACCCCCUCCACCGUCCCCCCUCCCCCCGGUGCCACAUAUGUUGACACCGCCGACGUCCCGGCGAUCCGACUACAACGAGAAAUAUUGAGCACCGCGAUAUCAUGUCAUGGUCCGGACGCUAUCCAACGAGCCGGACGGUGUGCUAGUCAGACGAAGGGGGAUCAAGAAGGAGAGGGUGAACCAAGCGCCGAGGAAAAAGCUAAGCGCGAAGAGGAAGUGCUUCUUGAGUAUGUAAAAUUUGGUGUCGCGCGACUUGGGGCGGGGUUGUACCGAUGUAGGUGGAAGCGUGAGGCCAUGUUGAGAGGAUCAAAUGUGCGGCUAGGGUGGCGGAGUGAAUUUUUCCUGCAGGGGUGCAAGGUCGAUAACGAGGGUGGGAGAGCAAGAUUAUGAGCACCGGGGCGAGUUUUGUUGGUGGGACGGAUGGAUGCCUGAUUCCUGUGAGCGUACUUGGUGUCACCUUGUUGCUCUUGAAACUUGUUACUUGCUUCCCCCCCCCCCCCUCUCUCUUUCUCUUGGUCGAUCUGUUGGCUAUGGUGGUUGUUGCUGUUGAUCUUGUCCCACUUGUUUUGGUGCUCCUGGGCAACGUGCACCCUUGGCUCUGCAAAGCAGAAGAGGGGCUAUUUAGUCGCUACGGCGCACGGGCUCCCUCGGCGAGAUACAUCACUAGCUGUCACCUACUUGUUGGUGAGAUGUGUGUUUGUAUGAGGAUUUUGUUGAGUUGCUUGAAGAAAAAAAUGGUGUGUUUUACCCAGGAGGGCGAGCCAGGCCGGAGAGGGGGAGUGGGCGGGGCAGCAAGUGUACAGGGGUAGGGAGGGCGCGUGUCAAUUGAAUGCGAGUACCCUAGGGAAGAGCGAGAGUUUUAACACAAACACAAUGAACGGCACCAGCGAUUGGUGGGAACUCUCGGCGGCCUGCCUGCACGUUAAGAACCAGCCGCUGCUGUAUCUAUCUGCAUGUCUUGCCUGCCGCGGGAUUAAUAGAGCCAGGCCGAUUUUAUUUCGCCGCGUUUCGCUUUCGGCUCUUUGGCUAUUGUGCCCUCUUUGCCGCCUCUCUUCUCUUUACGAUUCCCCCGCUCCCACCCAAGCUUUCGGUCUAUCUAUUUACAAGUAUCUAGUUGGUGAGAAGGGUUGGCGGCGAUAGUGUAGGUUGCUUGAAGGGGGGCGGGGGUACGUUCGUCCUUACACACACUCGACGCCGCCCCCCCCGCUCCCCUCCUGCGAAGGACGGUUUUGCAAACCGAAAGCCGUUGCGUUCGAGUGGAUCGUGUCGGGUAGCGGGUCUUUUUUCGGUGG
Ectocarpus siliculosus is the source of this 5143-nucleotide messenger RNA. The record is from the annotation of a GenBank genome assembly. NCBI's taxonomy places the organism in Eukaryota, Phaeophyceae, Ectocarpales, Ectocarpaceae.